AUGGACAUGCCAGCUACAGAGGAUGAGAACUCUCUGCAGUUGGAACCCAGUGUGACUGAGGACAGAUAUAGUCCUGCAGAUGCAGGUACACUUGGGAAGGGCCACCUUUUUGAGACCUGCCCCUGCUGGCCUCAUCCCUGUGGUGCAUACGCGUGUCGUACAUACCUGCUGCCAACUGUGCAGAUGCUGCUCUGCUGGAUCUUCGGCCUUCUGCUGGCCACCGUCAGAGGUAAAGAGGUUUGCUAUGAACGUCUUGGCUGCUUUUCCAAUGAGAAGCCAUGGGCAGGGAUGAUUCAGCGGCCUUUGAAGAUAUUGCCUUGGUCCCCAGAGGACAUUGAUACCCGCUUUCUUCUGUUCACGAAUGAAAAUCCAAACAACUACCAAGUGAUCUCUGCCACUGACCCGGACACCAUCACGGCUUCCAACUUCCAACUGGACCGCAGGACGCGAUUCAUCAUCCACGGCUUCAUAGACAAGGGGGAGGACAGCUGGCUGCUGGACAUGUGCAAGAGAAUGUUCCAGGUGGAGAGAGUGAACUGCAUUUGCGUGGAUUGGAGGCGUGGGGCCAAGACAGAAUACACCCAAGCCGCCUACAACACCCGGGUUGUGGGUGCUGAGAUUGCUUACUUAGUACAAGCACUGUCGACAGAGCUAGCGUACAGCCCAGAGAACGUGCACCUCAUCGGCCACAGUCUGGGAGCACACGUGGCCGGGGAAGCAGGCCGGAGGCUGGAGGGCCACCUGGGCAGGAUCACAGGGCUGGACCCCGCAGAGCCCUGUUUCCAAGGCCUGCCCGAGGAAGUUCGACUGGACCCGUCAGACGCCAUGUUUGUAGACGCUAUUCACACAGACAGUGCCGCCAUUGUUCCCUACCUAGGUUUUGGGAUGAGCCAAAAGGUCGGCCAUCUGGAUUUCUUCCCAAACGGGGGAAAGCAAAUGCCCGGAUGCCAGAAAAACAUCCUCUCCACCAUCGUGGACAUAAACGGAAUAUGGGAAGGGACUCAAAACUUUGCAGCUUGCAACCACCUCCGGAGCUACAAGUACUAUGCCAGCAGCAUCCUCAACCCCGACGGCUUCCUGGGGUAUCCCUGCACCUCCUAUGAGGAGUUCCAGCAGAAUGGCUGCUUCCCUUGUCCAGAAGAAGGGUGUCCCAAGAUGGGACACUACGCUGAUCAGUUUGCGGGGAGAACCAUUGCUGUGGAACAAACCUUUUUCCUGAACACAGGAGAUAGUGGUAACUUUACUCGUUGGAGAUACAAGGUGUCAGUCACACUGUCUGGAGCAAAGAAACUGAAGGGGUACAUCUUGGUUGCUCUGUAUGGAAGUAACGGGAACUCUAAACAGUAUGAAAUUUUCAAAGGAUCCCUCAAGCCAGAAGCGAUGCACAUUCGAGACAUUGAUGUGGACAUCGAUGUCGGAGAAAUCCAGAAGGUUAAGUUCCUGUGGAACAACAAAGUGAUAAAUCUCUUCCAGCCAGAGAUGGGGGCAUCACAAAUCACAGUUCAAAGCGGUAAAGAUGGGAAAGAAGCUGCCCUCCGUGAUCCUGAAACGCCUCACCUUGUGAAGACCCACAACAUCUCAAGGCGACCAUUGUGUGACCCUUGUGGGGACAACCACACCCAAGGCACAUCGAGAACGAAAGUACUGAUGCUGGCGGCCCGCCUCACUGGAGGAACUGGGAAUGCCAGAGACGAAAAUGACAAUUCACUCGCCAGACUGAAAUACAGACUGCGGUUCCCUCGGAGGAACCUGUCUCUGUUUGAAUUAGGUUCUGACUUCUCAGCCGCUGUUUUGAAAGCACAAGACAAGAGCCUCUCCUCUCCCGUUCGUGGACCCAUGACAGCCACAGAAAACUUUAUCCUCACCUCGGACACUAACACCCCUUUGCCCUGUGGCACUGCCAGACCGGCCAAGGCCACAUCUGUGCAGACAACUUCAUUCCAUAGUACUUCCCCUCCCAGGCCCGAGACACAAAAUCCCGGACGGGGGCCGCUGGUGUCCCCCCACCCCGUCUCCACCAAGCUGGAGGAAGGCUACCAAUUUUUGUGCAUGAAGCAAAGAGAACUCAACUGUGCACCAUACCGCAAGGAUGAUGACCUUGCUGUGUGA
Molecule: messenger RNA, 2109 nt
Organism: Phodopus roborovskii (desert hamster)
Lineage: Eukaryota; Metazoa; Chordata; Mammalia; Rodentia; Cricetidae
Product: pancreatic lipase-related protein 2
Exons: 16
Coding region: 1-2109 (702 amino acids)
Biological process (GO): phospholipid catabolic process
Molecular function (GO): glycerophospholipase activity; triacylglycerol lipase activity; protein binding
Source: RefSeq, a predicted model, not a curated record